Messenger RNA from Heterobasidion irregulare TC 32-1, 3567 nucleotides. RefSeq names its product putative exoribonuclease, RNB superfamily. The record is from RefSeq and is a predicted model, not a curated record. The transcript is spliced from 14 exons. The coding region runs from base 1 to 3255 and encodes 1084 amino acids. NCBI's taxonomy places the organism in Eukaryota, Fungi, Basidiomycota, Agaricomycetes, Russulales, Bondarzewiaceae. Gene Ontology annotation, molecular function: 3'-5'-RNA exonuclease activity; RNA binding. Gene Ontology annotation, cellular component: exosome (RNase complex); P-body.
AUGCCUCUCCCGCAGACCACCACGUCUACUCUCCCGGCCAAUGCUCCCAUCUUCACACCCGGUGCUUCCGGAUUCCCCCCUCCCAAUGCGAACGAGCCUCCACCGAGACAUCGCAAGGCUGCUUCCCUGGCGUCAUCAACAGGCUCUGUACCAGCAACAGCUGGCUUCCAACCAAGUUCUCUCCUUCCAAACGGCGGCGUCAACGUUCUGAACAAAGGAGGAGCCCAACAGGCUCUUGGAUCUAUCAGUUACAGUAACGCCCUUGGACAGGAUGGAUUCGAUGAUGGCUUUGCUCCUCCUGCUGCAUUUGGCGGACAUUCCCGACAAGCGUCCAGGGCGGAUUCCAGCUGGCGCCUGAAUGGUGGCGUCGGUGGCAUCCAACAAAACAAUGCUUUCACCGCAGACCUUGCCCAGGCUCAAGCUCAAUUGCAAAGCCUUCAGCAGUUCCGUGCAGCCGCAGGAGGACAUCAUCAGAAGAUCCCAUCUUUCAGCUUUCCCAAUAUGCUACCCAACAUGAUGGCCGCGAAUAUGAUGGGCCUGGGACUUGGGGGUAUCAACCUUCUUCAGCAACAGCAGCAGCAGUUCCAGUCUCAAUUGCAACAGCAAUCAAAUCAGCCCCAACGCAAGUCGCUUUUCGCUCCUUACCUUCCUCAGGCAUCUCUACCACCGCUCCUUGCUACUGGUAAACUAGUCGUUGGUAUCUUGCGCGUGAACAAGCGCAACCGCUCAGACGCCUAUGUCUCUACGGAGGUUUUGGAUGCUGACAUCUAUAUAUGUGGGUCAAAGGACCGUAAUCGUGCCCUCGAGGGCGACAUUGUUGCCGUGGAACUACUUGACGUUGAUGAGGUGUGGGGUACGAAGAAGGAAAAAGAGGAGAAGAAGAGGAAAAAGGAGGAGAACGCAGCGUAUGAGAUGAAGAGCACUGCUGGACGCAAGAAUGACAAGAAGAAGGAUGACGUCGAAGUCGAAGGCCAAGGCCUUAUGCUUUUCGAAGACGAAGAAGUUACCGACGAAGUUAAGCCGCAGUUUGCUGGUCACGUUGUGGCCGUUGUCGAGCGAAUGCCCGGCCAGUUGUUCUCCGGCACCUUGGGUCUCUUGCGUCCGUCCUCCGCUGCCACGAAGGAGAAACAGGAAGCUGAACGUCGCGAACGCGAGGGUGAUCGUGGUGAUGAACCCAGGCGCCCCAUUGACCGCCCCAAGAUCGUUUGGUUCAAGCCUACCGAUAAGCGUGUCCCGCUUAUUGCCAUUCCUACCGAACAAGCGCCUCCUGACUUCGUUCAAAAUUCUGACUCAUACAUCAACAAGCUAUUUGUUGCUUGCAUCAAGCGUCACCCUAUCAGCUCGUUGCAUCCCUUUGGGACCUUGGUCGAGGAGCUUGGACCUAUCGGCGAUAUCGAAGUGGAGACGAGUGCUUUACUGAAAGAUUGCAAUUUCCCAACGGAGGACUUUACAGAGAGCGUCCUCAAGUGUUUGCCACCAAUUCCCUGGUCGAUCCCUGAAAGGGAGUUCGAGAUUCGUAAGGAUCUUCGAAAUGAGCGUAUCUUCACGAUCGAUCCCGACACGGCUAAGGAUCUGGAUGACGCUCUUUCUGUCAAGUCGAACGACGACGGGACUUAUGACAUCGGUAUCCAUAUUGCCGACGUAUCGUACUUCGUCAAACCCAACACGGCCUUGGACCGUGAUGCUCGCAAACGCGCCACAAGCGUUUACCUUGUCCAGCGUGUUGUCUCCAUGCUGCCACCUGCGCUCAGCGAGGAGCUGUGCAGCCUGAAACCUGGACAUGAACGUUUGGCGUUCUCUGUCAUCCUGACGAUGACCAAGGAUGCUCGAGUCGUCAAGAAAUGGUUUGGCAAGACAAUUGUCAAAUCGGCUGCGAAGCUUUCGUAUUCUAAUGCUCAGAAUGUCAUCGACGGCAAACUCUUGUCAGACGUACCAGUCAGCCCGGAACAUAAUGCCUCAGCUAUCGAGCACGAUAUCAAGAUUCUGUGGGACUUGGCAAGCGAGUUGCGCACUCGUCGCUUCCAGAAUGGUGCCCUUAGCCACGAAUCUCUUCGCCUGUCUUUCACUUUGGAUGAGUCUGGCAUUCCAGUUGACUGUUCGGGUUAUGAGCGUCAUGAAUCCAACCAGCUGGUUGAGGAGUUCAUGCUUCUCACCAACGUGACUGUCGCUCAGCAGAUCGCCGUCAAUCUCCCUGAGCAGGCGCUCCUUCGCCGCCAUGAUGUUCCCAUAGAACGCCGCCUUAACAUGUUGGCGGAACGGGCUCAACGUUUGGGAUACAAUCUCGACACGUCUUCAUCAGGUGCCAUCAUGCGUUCCUUCAAUGCUAUCGAGGAUCCUACCGCUCGCAAACUUUUGGAGUUGCUGGUCUUCAAGGCCACUCACCGGGCGAGGUACUUCUGUGCCGGCAUGCUUGAUAUUGCGAAAUAUCAUCACUACGCCUUGAACGUGCCAUUGUACACUCAUUUUACGUCUCCCAUUCGUCGCUAUGCGGAUGUCUUAGUCCACCGUCAGCUUGAACAUGUUCUACAAGGCACCGCUGAAAGCAAAUUCGCCAUGGACCGAGAUGCUGUUGCCAAGGUCACUCAGCAAUGCAAUAUCAAACGGGACUCUGCUCAGCUCGCCCAAGAGCAGUCUGCGCACCUUCAUCUAUGCGUGUUGAUCUCGGAUUUGACUUCUCGAUAUGGGCCUGUCGUGCGCCAAGCUAAGGUAGUCGCUGUUCUCGACGCCGCUUUCGAUGUCCUCGUCCCCGAAUUUGGCAUCGAAAAGAGGGUCCAUGUUGACCAGAUGCCCAUCGACAAUCACGUCUAUGACGAGCACGCACACACACUCCAGAUUUAUUGGUCCGAUCGCGACGUCAUCAAUUGGCUUGCGGAAAACAGCGACGAUGAGCAUCUCAAGAAGGUCAAGCAAAACGCUGAACAGCACGCCGUGAAGAUGGAGGUAGCCUCGCGCUCACUUCACGACGAGAAAGCUCUCUUCGAUGAAGAUGAUGGCGAUGAUGAGAUCGUGUUGGGCCGCGAUGACAAGGACAUUGACGUCAAGAACGAGACGUCCAAGCAACGCUUGUUGUCCAUGGCGAAGGUUAUGCCAGAGUUUGAGGGCUUGAAGACAACGACCUCCGGCCACAAGAUCCAAGAAAUCAGGGAGCUCAUGACCGUCCCCGUGAUUGUCACGGCGGACCUGACGAAGAGUCCGCCUGUGAUCAAGGUCUACAGCGUGAACCCCUACUCUCAAGAGAAGGCGCAGAAGCAGUGAUGGCACCUUUGUCUUCACCUCGUCUCCAACGACUUUGGGAUUCGGUAUUAUCUGUACUUUUAGUUUCGCCACCAUGCACGCUCAAAUGUGUCGCCCGCUUGUGUCUCUCUUCAUCCCUCCGCUUUCUCUUUCUUUCCUUUCACGACAUGUCUGGGAUUCUUAUCGAACACGCUGUUGUCAGGUGCUCCUUCCGUUUGUCUGUUUUGUGUUCUCUUUGCCUCGUUGGCAUGUGCUGGACGAAAACGAGGCUGUACUUGUAAACUGUAGGUAUUUCGUUCGUAAAAUAACUUUGACGUUCUCCUUUUCCAAAUC